CAAUUACAGCCAGCAAGUGGUUGGUAACGGUCGUGCAAGCUCCUGUUGCAAAACACCGACUACUAUAUACAGCAACCGCCGUGUGCGUGAACUACCAACAAUACCCGUCGGCAUUACAACAGUUGCGCAUCGAGAGUUGCUCGAGGCGGAAGUUGAACCUACCAGCACAGUUAGUCAGUGAUCGUCGGCCGUACCGGAAAGGUGACAGAAGUGUUGUGCAACUAGUGUGUGUGAAAAUAAAAAACAAAAAAAAAGUAAAGCAUCCAAGUGAAGAUAAAAAUUGCAUAGUGUGAAUUUGUGCUUGAAAAAAAAAAGGUUCGCCAAAAUGCGGUGUACUUUUAUACAUGGAAAGUGCAACAACGAUACACGGUCCAAGGUUAACCGCAGCAGUGUGAUUGUGUUAAGCUCCGCGAUAGAAUAACGGUGCACUUCAGUGCAUCAUCUCCCGGUGUGCGUGUGUAUUAGUAGAAAGUGUAUCGACUCCCUCCACUUGAGAGACACAGUGGCAUUAGACAGGCGUCGAUCGCGCUGAUAAGUGGCCGUUGUGUUGCAUUGAAGCAGUCUGCGUGUGUGUGCAUUAUCACUAGAGCGUUUUGUAGUGAAAAACAAAUAAAAUAUAAUAAGUGAAGGGGGAACAAAAACCACUUGCCGUCGCCAUUUGCAAACGGUACAAAAAAGGGUUGCUAAAAUCGUAUCCAGGGCAGCGCACCAGCAACAACAACAUCUGCGCUUGCUUUGUUGUCUAGCUGACAGAUUUAUGAUUAAGCCUACUACCGCUGUUAUGUGGUUUAUUGAACAAUAAACGCAGUAAGUGUGUGUGAUUGACGUUCUAAAACUCUCACUCCGCCCAGUUCCUGCCCAGUUCCGUCACCUCGACCACAGUUUCUGCACAUCACGUUUUUCGAGUCGCGCUGCAUCGUGAGUGAUCCGAUUCCCAUUCACAAACGUGUGUGAGUGUGUGGUCCUAUAGGGCUCCAUCCCCCCUCCCCUUCAUAGAAGCCUCAUCAAACCAGAGACAGAGCGCGUACAUUGACUGACCUACCGGCGGUGUGGCGUACAAGGUGCUGUUCUAACGUCAUCACCGAUUAGCCCCGGACACAAACACGCCAAACAAGCUGUGCACAGUUCUUUGCACAACCCGCACACAUACCAACGGGACAGCGACAAUAGAUUGGACGAGAGCGGAAACUAAUGAAGCAAGCGAUACCAAUGGAUACAAGAGCUCGGUUCGAUAAAUCAGAUCCUCGCUCCCAAACCUCUAGUCGUCAAACGCAAACAGAUUAUCCUUCAAAGGACACUUAAAAACCAAAAGUCUAGACGCACUAGUUCGAAGCAACUAUCCUACUUAGUUUCUAUAGUUGUAUCGGUCCCCAUUAAUUGAGCACUCCGACCAAGUCAACGGUUCUCGAAUUAACAAGAAUUCCCUACUGUCCUUUCCCGCCACUAAACUCCGUCAAUCCCGGAAUCCCGGAACAUUUCCGCCAGUCCGGCACGAGGAAACUCUUUGGAGGCAAAUCGGUGUCGGGAGCGAGCCUAGGUUGAAGCAUGGAAUGGCUGCUGGCGAAUCCGCAGAUCAACAGCACCUUCGGUUCGCUGGGGACGUUCGAGGACGAUGUGUACCACGUCAGCGAGGACUGUCUGGUAACGCUGGAGGAGAUCAUCUGUAAGCUGGCAGUGGAGGAUGCGACCCUGCGAACAUUUCGCCGGGCGAUCGGGUUCGGUCAGAACGUCAAGAACGACAUCGUCCCACUGCUGGUGAACGCGAAGGAUGUGAAGAUAAUCGACACGACGAUUCGGUUGCUGGUGAACCUAACCGUGCCGGUAGAAUGUUUGCUACCGGUCGACCUCGUGUCCAAGUCGGAGAUCGGUCGGCAUACGAUCUUCGAGCUGAACAAGCUGCUCAUCACGAGCAAGGAAGCGUUCGUCGACUGGAAGACCACCAAGGCGGUGAUCGACCACAUGAAGGGUAUCCUGGAGCGGGACACGAAGCUUUCCAUCCAGCAGUGUGACAGCGUCAACAACUGCCUUCUGCUGCUCCGCAACAUCCUGCACGUGCCGGAGAUGGGUACGGGCGUUGGUUCGCACCACGGGGGUAGCUUCCCGACGGCGGGCCACAACACCUCCUUCCAGAACCAGAUCAUCUGGAACCUGUUUACACAGAGCAUCGACAAGCUGCUCAUCUACCUGAUGUCCUGUCCGCAGCGGGCGUACUGGGGUGUCACGAUGGCGCAGCUGGUGGCGCUCAUGUACAAGGAUCAGCACAUCAGCACCCUGCAGAAGCUGCUGAACCUGUGGUUCGAGUCGACGCUGUCGGAGAGCUCGGAAGACAACGAGAGUAACACGUCGCCGCCGAAGCAGUGCAGCGGAGACUCCAGUCCCAUGCUCACGUCCGACCCGACGUCCGACUCGUCCGACAAUGGCAGUGGCAAAAUGCCAUCGUCCAUGAGCAAGGAAUGUUCGUCCGAGGCGCCGCAGGUCAACGCGCGCAUGGUUGCCGACUUCCCGACCCAGAUCAUACUCUCGCGGGCGAUCAAAUCCCACCAGAUGUACCACCAAACGCUGAAGGCGAACGCGACCGACGGGUGUAUCCUGGGCGGGGCGACCUGCGGAAGCUGCUGCAAUGGUGGUGGUGGUGGUGGUUGUGGUGGCGCGGGCGGCAAAUCCUCCUGCAACGGGUCUGGCGCGCAUCAUCAUCAGCAGCAGCAGCAGCAACAGCAGCAGAACCUGUGCGACCACCAGAAGACCACCGCAUGUACUUCCGAUGUGCAGGAAGUUAGCCGAAACUUUACCAAAAAGUCUAAAGGUGGACCGUGCUCCAAGAGUCUCGAUUCGUCCUCGAGUAGCGGCAGCAGCUCGUCGGGCAUUUUCUGCAAACAGUCUACCGUCACCUCGGUAAAAGAGCAAGCAAUGAAAGAGUGCAAUAAAUCGCUCAAUGGACAGCAAUCGUGUCAGCAGCAGCAGCAGCAGCAGCAACAACAGCAACAGCAGCAGCAGCAGCAGCAGCAGCUACAGUCACCUCCAAAGUCACCAACAUCGCAGUCCCAGCAACAACAGCAAUCACAGCAAACACAAAAACAGAUACAAGUCUCGCUGUCGGAGAACUCCGACUGUGGCUACGGUACGCAGGUGGAGAAGGAGUCCAUCUCCACCUCGAGCAACGAGGACGACAGUCCGCAUCAGAAACCGAUCCAUCAGAAACCACCCUCCAACCAGAAGCAGCGCUUCAAUGCGGCCAACAAGCAGCGCAAUCCGGUGUCCGUGCAGGAGAAGAAAGAAUUGCGCCGCAAAAAGCUGGUAAAGCGGGGCAAGAGCAACAUCAUCAACAUGAAGGGUCUCAUGCAUCACGUCCCAACCGACGACGAUAUAUCGCACAUCCUGAAAGAGUUUACGGUCGACUUUCUGCUGAAAGGUUACGGCUAUCUGGUGCACGAACUGCACACGCAAUUACUGUCGGAUCUGCAAGUGCAAAUCGACACAUCGCACUUUUUCUGGCUGGUAACGUACUUCCUGAAGUUUGCCACCCAGCUUGAGCUGGACCUGGAGCACAUCAACAGUGUCCUGUCGUUCGACAUCAUAAGCUACCUUACGUACGAGGGCGUGAUGCUAUGCGAGCAGUUGGAACAGCUUAGCAGAGCUACCGAAACAGACAUAAAGCCCUGUUUGCGAAGGAUUCAUCUGGUUGUAACAGCGAUAAGAGAGUUUCUGCAAGCUCUUGAUACGUACAAGAAGAGUACCCACCUGACAAAGGAGGACAAAGAGAAGCUUAAGCUGCUCCAGCUGCAGAUAAGCUGUACGGAGGAUUUGCGGUGUCUGUUUGUGCUGCUGCUCCGAUGCUACAAUCCCAACAUUCAAAGCCGCCAGUAUCUGCAGGACUUAAUCGUGACGAACCACACGCUCCUGCUGCUGCUCGACGGCGUCCGGGAACUGACCGCCGACGGCAUCCCGGGUGACAUGCUGGGCCACAUCAAACAGUUUGCGACGGUGGAGAUAAUGCACCAGUACGGUUUACUGCUGGAAGAUUUCCGUGAGAAUGGGGCGUUUGUGAACGAUUGCAUCUUCACGAUGAUGCACCACGUGGGUGGGGAUUUGGGACAGAUCAAUGUGUUGUUUCAGCCGAGCAUACUGAAAACGUACUCCCAGAUCUGGGAGACGGAGUAUGAGCUGUGCGAUGAUUGGUCCGAUUUGAUCGAGUACGUCAUCCACAAGUUCAUCAACACACCGCAACCGGCCCCGCUGACCCUGUCCACAACGCUACCGGAUAUUGGCACGCAGCUGCUAUCGAGCAAUCUGCUCGUUACCUGGACCCAGGAGGAGAAGGACUCCCUGCACUGGUACUACGUGCAGUGUCGUCAGAGCAAAUGCGUCGUGGCGGAUAUUCUGAAGCUAUUCCAGGAGAACGGAAAUCAGCAAAAGACGCGCCUCUCCAUCAUUGAGCAACUUCUGGAGCAGAACAUCAUCACGCUCAUCCAGUACGACGAUCUGAUGAAGGUGGAAAAUCCGGACUACGAGCGCAAUGUCCAGACGCCGGCCCUAUCGGUCGCUUCGGCUGACUCGCCGAAACCGGAGGACGGUGACUCGAAGUCAUCGUCCAAGGCGGUCGACGACAUACAGGUGUUGCGCGAUCGGCUUCAGAAGGAAAAUCGCGGAAAGCUGAUCGCUUGGUUGCAGAAGAGUUUGCUGGACUGUUGUUUCGUGAAGCUGAACCUGCUGAGUGGCAACAUCUACGUGACGACGGGCACCGGUGGCAAUAUGGGUGUGGUCGUCAUGGAGCCCGUGUCCUACCAUUGCAUCUUGAAAAAGAAAUCCAUCCCGGUUGUGCCCUGGAACCAGGACCAGUUUGCGAUACUGUCCUACCAACCGUUCAUCCUGCUGCUGCACAAGCUCGGCUUCCAUCUGCCAGCCGACGCGAAGAAGAUGUUUGUGCGCAUUCCAGAAUUCUGGACCGCGGACAUACUCUAUAACAUUGCGCUCAAGCUUGGCCCGCUGGAUAAAUCGAUUCUCAAGUUCGAUCUCAAGUACCUCAACAAGGUGCUUUCGAUGGAGAAACAAGCUAAGGCCGACCCUUGCCCGCCGAACGAUGCUCGGUUAGAGAACUUUGGAUUAUCAAGAUUCAGCCCUCAAAUCACAACUAACUGGCUUGAUGUAGUGAUGCGCAAUAAGGCAGUGCAGAGCAAGCGCAAGCUGGAUUUGCCCGGCCCGUCAAAGGUUAUCGAUACGGCCAACGCUACCCAUCCGAGUGCGACGCUCAAGACGGGCGGAAAACCGGCCGCCCAGUCGAAAAUGCUGCACGACCUUUCGAUCAUCGUCGAAUCGAACGAUGACGAUGAUGACGAACUGCCGGCCGAUGAGGACGAUGGGUUGGACAGCUCGGAGGUGCCGGUGCUGGAGGAGCAUGAUGUCGUCAGUGCUUGUGAGACCGCUUCUGUCGCCUCGGACCUGACACGCAUGUACGUGAGCGACGAAGACGACAAGCACGACAUUGUGCCACCGAUUUUGUAAGAAAAAUUCUCAAAAAAAAAAACUGACUGUGCAAAAGUCACAGUCGACGAAAGAGAGUAGUUACCUUUAGCACCUAGUACACACACCUUUACACAAACCCACACACGUACCAUUUCCCGCCUUGUUGCUGUUACUGUCGGAUGUUUGUGGGCACGUUAAAUGUGCCCAAAAGAUUAACUUUCCCAACAUCCAACGCACACACACACACACACACACGACACCCCACAUGGCAUGUUAUCAAUUGAAUCUGUUGCUUUCUAGGAGCCAGCUGUUAACUCGCGUUUGCUCCUAGCGGAGCAAAAUGAACCCACUUCCAGGAAUGUCAAACCAAAGCCUUAUGCAAAAAACAGAAAUCCGACAGCUAAUUAAUCCAUACCACUUAGAUCGCCUGCAAAUAGAGCUUCAAUGUUUCUGUGUUUGUUCAAAGUUAGUAAGAUAAUGUGCGAUGCACCUACCUACCAAGAGCUCCACCGGAAGCCAUUAAGAACGUUGGAUCAUUCGAUCCAGAUCAGUGUACUACUGUGUGGAAAUUAAAUUAGAUGUAAAAAAGACACCCUAAAAAUACACAGCACAGAAUCACAGAAAAGAUGUACUAUCUUCAUGUUGAACACACAUACAUAUGAUGUUGCUCUCGAUUGGCUGUAAAAUUCAACGGGAAAACAAAACACAUUGGACAUUCGCACCCGAUUGGAUGAGAGAGAGAGAGAGAAAGAAAAUCGUCAAACGAUUAACCGAAAACCAGAGAAUGCUGUUAAAGAUUACGUACGAGCGGAGAGCUUGCAGGGUUAAAAUACCACCAGAGGUUUAUAAGAAAGGUUACCAUUAUGUCUACACAUAAGGGUAUAGAGCGUUAUUCUAUUACUGCAUUGACGUUUUAUGUCAUGUUUUCCUUCGAUUUUGUCGGAGCUUGUUUGUUUGUUUCUGUUCGAUGACUCGAGUUUCAACCUGCCCGCGAAAAGGUACGGGACGGAUCACCCGUCCGUGACGGAUUAUAGAAAGACUGCAUCAAAAGAACCUGGAACCAAUCAAAGUGCUAUUUGACAAAAUAUAUUUGCAACGGUACAAACAAAAAGAAACAGAUCGAAGGUACAUCGAAACGCGCGUGAAGGACACUAUUUGUGGAAAAAUAGUUUUCUGGAUAGCGUACCGUAGUGAUUAGGGAAACCUGGCUAAGAAAAAAGGUGACGGCCCGGUGUCGAGUGAGAGAGGAAUGCUGCGAAUUGGAACGAGGCAUCUGCAACGGAAACGCUUUUGAGACAGAGAGGAGGCAGUAUCAGUGAAACAGAAAAUAAUCAAACAAGCAAAACAAAGCAAACGGCAAAGAAAACAAGCGAGGAAAUACUAAUUUGUAACAAGAGCUUUUACUUCUACUACUACUACUACUACUACUAGUGCACGUUUUUGCACCGGGACAGCGCCUCUAGCUGUGUACCCGUGUGCAUUAAAUAUAGUUUAUGUAAAACAGGUUUAAAAAUGAAAAGGAAAAUAAAUGUAGCUAUUUGUGGA
Molecule: messenger RNA, 7005 nt
Organism: Anopheles stephensi (Asian malaria mosquito)
Lineage: Eukaryota; Metazoa; Arthropoda; Insecta; Diptera; Culicidae
Gene: tim
Product: protein timeless
Exons: 15
Coding region: 1546-5499 (1317 amino acids)
Biological process (GO): DNA repair; replication fork arrest; DNA replication checkpoint signaling
Cellular component (GO): replication fork protection complex
Molecular function (GO): DNA binding
Source: RefSeq, a predicted model, not a curated record